AUGAACCAGCUUCAGAAUGCCAGGCGCCUUGAGCGGCCGCGGGGUGCCCCAAAGUGGGUCCCCGUUCUGGGGGAGCUGCAGAAGACCCUCCAGAAGGGCGAGUACCUCCCCCUCCGCCCGCUGCCCAUGUUCGAGAGUAACUUUGUCCAGGUCCCCAGCUCCCGGAUGAUCCCCCUGGACCUCGUCCGUCUGUAUGUCCAUGACCUCUCCACCUGGCGCCUGAAGCUGCGCCUGGUCAGUGGCCGCUACUACUACUUGGCCCUGGACGCCCCCGAGGGUGAGGCGGGCUUCCUGUUUGAUCGCUGGAUCCACCUUAUCAACCUGCUCCAGGAGCCUGCCGCCACCUGGGCCCCCCGGACCCUGCACACACCGCCCCUGGACCUGUCCCUGGACAAAGCACCUGCCUCCACCUGGCACCUGCAGGACCCAGCCCUCCACAGACAUGCAGUCCCGGUGUCCAAGCCCAGCUUCCCUUACAAGAUGUGGACAGCCCAGAGACAGAGGAAGGCCAAGGCCCACAAGCGCAGGUUCAAGUCACAGGCGGUGGGUGACUCUGUGCCCCUCAUUUGGUCAGAGCUGGAGCACACGGACGUGAGGAGCAAAGCCCUGGAAAAGAAGUCCCACCCGGACCCCAGCCCCGGUGGGUCUGACACCCAAGUCCGCAUCCCUGGGAAGGGCAGUAUCACCAUCAAGACCAUCUACAGCAUCGUCUCCAGCACCGCCAACCAGACACAAUCCUCUUUACAGGCCUGCACAUCAGACUCCGAUGAAGCCUCAGGCCGGGGACGGAUGGCAGAGACCCCACCCCGCCCUGGCUUCUUUCCGAGCUUCUGUGAUCACCUGGACCCGUACCUGUGGCACCAGGACAUCGACGACCUUAUGGACCUUGAGUCCAGCACUCUGUCCUCUGCUUCCUUUGACCUGGCUCCCUAUCCUCCUGCCACUUACCUCUCCAGGGCUGGGGAGACGAACAGGCCCGUGGGAUCCCAGCAGAGGCCAUGGCUGCCACCCUGCCAGAAGACCCCAUUUUUUCCUGCCACACUGUGCAGGGCGCCAUUCAUUGUUGACCGAUCCCAGAAGGUCCCAGCUGUGGCUGCUCCAUCUGGAAAGCCCUCCGCUGUUCCUGGGCCAUCCCAGAAGGUCCCACCUGUGUCAGCUGUUCCCCAGAAGGCCCCAGCCCAAACGGGCACAUCCCAGAAGACCCAAGCUGUCUCAGCUAUUUCCCAGAAGGCCCCACCCACACCUGGCCCAUCCCGGAAGGCCCUAGCUGCAUCUGCCCCACUCCAGAAGGUCCUGCCCCCAUCGAAGAAGACCCUGCCUGCACCCACUCUUCCCCAGAAGGUCAUGUCCCUCCCUGUCCCAAAGAGGGACAUCCCUGCCACAUCCCAGAAGGUUCCGAGCUCACCCAUCCAACAGAAGAUGGCGCUCAGCUCACCCACCUCCCCAGGGAAGCACCCUGCCAGUGUUCACAUGUUGCCGGGGAGAAUUCCUGGGAGAGAUGCAGGGAGGCCCAAGCGGGAGGUGAUGGUGGGCACCCAGGAGACUAAGACGGUCAAGACAAGGACCCAGGCGCUGUCCCUGGAGCUGCCCUUCUCCACGACCAAGAAGGAGUCGGAGGACGUCCUGAUCAGCAAGACCCGGGAGGUGACCCUGAGGGGCUGGAGGGGCCAGGGCAAGGUGGAGGAUAGGGCCCGCCGGGCCAAGGAGGAGACGACCCUGGACCUGCCUGGCAUGAGGUCAAAGGUGGCGGAACAGCAGAAGACCUGGGUGAAGUCGCAGGGACUGACCGUCGAGGCCCCCCAGGAGCAUGGCAGACCCUUCACAGCGGAGGGGCUCGCCUUUGCCAAGCUGGUGAUCACGGCCAACUCCAAGGGGCCGCGCUUGAAGCCCACCUGGGUCUCACUGCCCUCCUGGCUCUCGGUGACAUCCCAGACGUCCGCUGUGUCUGCAAUGGCCUCAGUGCCCUUCGGCCCCAGCCGGCUGUCCUCGCUGGCAGGGACACCGGUGGUGGUCAGGGAGCAGCCAGAGCCACACACUUGGGUGAAGGAAGACGUGCAGCAAUGGACGCAGGGGAAGGAGCCACCCCAGGGCCCAGCAGGGCCAUCCAAGGGGCAUCUCCGCUCCAAGCCCACCCCAGGCAGCCCCAAGAUGGAGCUUGCUUCCCAGGCGCCCAUCCCCCUGCCUGCCUCACAGUGGGAGGACUUGCCACCAACGCCCCACUCAGAGAGCCCCAUCUCAAAGAUGGAGGCCACAGUCAGAAUGCUCCAGCAGACCAGGAGGACGGCGGAGCCUGUGCUCUUAGACAUGGAGGGUAGGAGGGACUCGGGCACCAAGGCAGAGAAGACGAAGGAGUCAGGCAUCUUUAAUCCUCCGCCCAGGCCCCGGAGUGCCGUGAGCCCCCACUGUAAGAAGCAGAGUGCCAAGAAGGCCG
Carlito syrichta (Philippine tarsier) is the source of this 2431-nucleotide messenger RNA. RefSeq names its product family with sequence similarity 71 member E2 (gene GARIN5B). Gene Ontology annotation, cellular component: nucleus. The annotation marks the transcript as partial. The transcript is spliced from 9 exons. NCBI's taxonomy places the organism in Eukaryota, Metazoa, Chordata, Mammalia, Primates, Tarsiidae. The record is from RefSeq and is a predicted model, not a curated record.